Messenger RNA from Mobula hypostoma (lesser devil ray), 10818 nucleotides. It is a transcript of the gene mapkap1, whose product is annotated as MAPK associated protein 1. The transcript has 9 exons. The record is from RefSeq and is a predicted model, not a curated record. Bases 259 to 1581 code for a protein of 440 amino acids. Gene Ontology annotation, cellular component: TORC2 complex; cytoplasm; plasma membrane. Gene Ontology annotation, molecular function: phosphatidylinositol-4,5-bisphosphate binding. NCBI's taxonomy places the organism in Eukaryota, Metazoa, Chordata, Chondrichthyes, Myliobatiformes, Myliobatidae. Gene Ontology annotation, biological process: TORC2 signaling.
GGCUUGGCCCGUAGCUGUCUCCCAGCCGAGAGGGGGGACGGUGGGUGUGAGGCUGCGGCGCCGGUGAGGGAUCGGCGGGGCGGGGCGCAUCUUGGAGCCGGUGGCGGAUGCGUCCUUCGGGCGGUGGGUGAUAGAGACGCAGCUCCGGGGAGGCGGCGGCGCCGGCGCCGGCGAUGUACAGGUGACACACGUGUUCGAAGAGCCCGACCUACGGCGCCGAGACCUGCGGCUGACGGUCUCCUCCAUGCUGAAGGUGGGAUGUUCAAGGAGCUACCUCCUCCCAUUCGUUGCCUGAUUGUCCACCAUUCUCAACUGGAUGUGCUCACCUUUCAGGAUGUAACAUGGAAGAGAGCAAAUAACUUUCAAAGAAGCUGCUUCAUCAAAAGAAUGGCCUUUCUGGACAACCCUGCUAUUAUCCUGGCUCACAUCCGUCAGUCACAUGUCACAAGUGAUGACACAGGGAUGUGUGAAAUGGUUCUUAUUGACCAUGAUGUUGAUAUGGAGAAAAUGUACGCUCCUGUAUCCAGCAAUUUCAGGACAAAUGUGCAGGGGGAAGGGAGUGGUGAAACUCAGGUUUAUGACUACUCGCAAUCAGUUGACAUUACCUCAAGCUGGGAUUUUGGUAUUCGGAGACGAUCAAACACAGCUCAAAGGCUUGAACGAUUACGAAAAGAACGACAAAAUCAGAUUAAAUGUAAAAAUGUUCAGUGGAAAGAAAGAAACACUAUGCUUUCAGCUGAAGAACUAGCUUGCUUGUUUGAAAAGAAGGACUUCCGUGCAAAACCACUGAAUACUGCAACAUCAUCUGUGCUUUCUGUACGACUUGAACAUUGUCCACAGCAGCUGAACAACCCAUUUAAUGAGUAUUCCAAAUUUGAUGGCAAGGGCCACAUAGGUACCACAGCAACCAAAAACAUUGAUGUCUACCUCCCCAUGCAGACAAGCCAGGAUAAGAUGCAGCCAAUGACCGUGGUAACAAUGGCAAAUGCAAGAGUCCAAGAUCUGAUUGGCUUACUCUGCUGGCAGUACACCAGUGAAGGACGGGAACCCAAGCUGAACGAAAAUGUGGAUGUCUACUGCCUUCACAUUGCAGAGGACGAUGGAGAAAUUGAUGGCGAUUUUCCACCAUUGGAUUCCAAUGAGCCAAUUCACAAGUUUGGCUUCAGCACAUUGGCACUGGUUGAGAAGUACUCACCGCCUGGGCUGGCAGCAAAACAGUCUCUCUUUGUUCGGAUUAAUGCACCACAGAGUGGAUUCUCACUUAUUCAAGUUGACAGUAUGAAUGUCACUAUGAAGGAGAUACUACAGAAGGCUCUAAAACGAAGAAAAGGGUCACAAAAGGCUGCAGCUCUGCGGUCAGCGAGUCGGCACCAAAAAGGCGCAGCUCUCUGGACACACAAACCCCCGGCAGCUAACCCACUGCUCCCAAUGUUCUGUGUUCUCCCGCAACGCUUCAGUCAGGGGCACCGGCCGAGAAUCAACAUGUCCCCAGAGCCACAAAAUCCCAGGACUCUGAAGGCACGCUCAUCUUCCAGGCCGCAUCAUUGGGAUAUCAAAAAGCGGCUGGUCGUGAGGCCUUGAGAGCGGGUCCCAUUCCUGCUCAGAACCGAAGUCAGAGUGUAACUUCUGGUCGGGGUCUUCAAAAGAACCCCCGCGCCCUGAAAAGGAAAAAAAAGAGAUAUCAAAGAUAGAAGUAAAGCUGUUUCGGAAGAUGCAUGCAAAGGAGUCUCCGUUUCCCUGCCUUUUAAUGUUUGUGUGUACAUACAGUUUAUUUUCUAUGGGAGAUGACCACAGUUGUAUGGAUGUGUACGUGGAAUUAGUAAUUAUUUUGUUUUAUUGGUAUGGUAUCAUUCAGAAAAUAAGAGUUUUUUCAAAUUACUAAUCUGCACAGCCAAAAUUCCCUUGUUUUGCUGUUAAGGGAAAAAAUUUAUCUGGUGAGACAUUAUGAUGUAAUUUGAGAUAUUGAUAUCUUCAUUGAUAUUUAAAUAGCAAGUGGUAAACAACGGCUCAACAAUACAGGAUUUUAUCCUAAAAAGCACGCUUUCUUGUUGUAUUGUGUCACACUCACCUACCAUUUUAUGACAUGGGAGGACACCAACUGGGCCCAUGAAAGCUUCCAUUAGACUAAUCCUAUCAGUGGGACUUAGCAUGUCUGCCAGCAUCUAUAGCAGGGAAGGAUAGUCAACAUUUUAGGUCAAGAUUAUUCAUCUUUCCAAUGAGUUCCUUCAGUAGUUUGUAUCUCUGUUCAGGGUUCCAACAUCUCCAGUUGCUUGCAUCUGCGAUCCUGUCGGUAUUCACUUUUGCAUGUCCAGCAACUCCCUAUCUUUUGCCAGUCAGCUGAACUGAAGAGCAACUUGCGGUUUAGCCAUGCAUAUCUUUGUGAUGUUGGAGGAAACAAGAGCAUCCAACAAAAAUCUGCCCUGAGUAUGUGCAUAAUCCACAUAGACAGCACAUAGUUAGCAUCAAACCUGGCUGUGUGAUGCUUCAAGAUGGUAGCAGUGAUUACUGCACCACCAAUUGGACCCCCACUGGACAUUGGCUUUACUCUGAUUUACUUCGGUUGUCUCUACUGCUUUUCAAGGCUUAUCAUUCUUCCGAAGUGAUGCACUGUCUCACCUCAGCCUUUCCUUCAGUUUCCUUCCACGUUGUUGCUUGUCUUGCCGUCAACUGUUGGACUUUGUACUAAUUGCUUUAAUGUUUUUUUCCCAUGAGAAUGGAGGGAUCCCAUUUGGACCAAGGAUUUGAAUUUUGUGUAGAUAUGCUGAAUUUUGUUUGACUUCAAGUUUUCCCAUUUUGUCUUAUGCAUUUCAUUGUACCUUGGAAGGGCUCUUCUGCACUUGGUACAAUUUCAGACAUUGGCAGUGAGUGUAUUAAGAUCUUCAAUUGAAUAAUAGAAAAAAAUUGUUAAGGUUAGAAGGUUGAUGGUUGGAGAAUGGGGGAGAGAUUUUUUUUAAAUUGUGCUAUUAAGGAUUAGAUUUUUGUAGAGGAUCUUGCAUUUUGGAAAGGAAGGCCUCAUCAGUGGUUUUGAAUGCGUUGGCAAAAAGGGUUGUGUGAAGGUUGUUGCAGAGAAGAGUGUGGGUAGUAUUUCAUGAGUUAGAACAGAUAAUAAAUCCUUCCAGAGCAACUAGUUUGUGCAUCAGCUGUUGUCUGUCUUCCCCUCCCACCCUAGCUCCACUGAGCCUUUUGCUUCAGGCCAUCUUGGUGUCCCCGAACAUUUUUGUAACAAAGAUGACAUUUCAAACACUAGUAGUGUUUCAUGAGUAAUUUUUAAUCUUGGCUGAUUGCCUCUCUUUUCUGACCUUCUUCACUCUCACACACAAGUUAAACUAAAGACAUUUAUGUACAUUUAAGUUACUGAAUUGAUGUGGAUCUAAAUGUGUUUGCCAGAAAGACCAAUUCACAGCUACAUAUGGAAGCAAAAGCUGGCUCAAGGGCUGGUUAAAUACGAACAUAAUAUACACUGUGUACGGAGGCUUUUCUCUUUAUUGAGUCACACUUCAUUUGAGAAAUAAAUUGUCAGCAACUCCUCUUUCUGAUUUGUUGGGGGAUUAGUGCAAAGGGCAUUUUAACCUCUUUACUCUGCAGCUUUGGUAAGGCUGUUGAAGCCACAUCUUUCUCCACAACUUCCCUAAUAACAUUUUGGAUACAAUAUUUUGACCUCAUCUGUUUUACUUCGCCGUCAGAUUUUUUUCCUGGUCUUUUUUUAAAACUGUGAUCAACAAACAAAAGCUGCAUCGAGCUAAUGGUUCACUGGAAAGGCUAAAAGGUGGGUUAUAGGAUUCAGAAGGUUCCCUAAUGUGCAAUUGUGCGUAAGCCUAGGUGGAUGCCCCUUUUUUAAAAAAAGAGCUCUUGUGCAUGCUAUACAACUGCUUGGUAAUCUGCUUAUCAAUCUGAACAAAAAAAGCCUGUGGUUACAAAUAUCUUCAUUUUGAUCAUUUUAUUUUAAUGUAUCAUUACAAGAAGCUCUUUGUUUUUAUAUACACAAGAUAGUCUCAAACUUGGAUACGGUUACAACAGUGAUAUAUGACAGUUACCUGAAAUAGAUUGGAAAGCAGCAACAGACUAUCAUGAGUGUAUUUGAUUUGGCAGUGAAAACCAAUUCUUUUUCCAUGGAUAUUAACACAGCAAGUAGAAGCAUUUACAGCAUGAAAUGUAUCUUUCCCAAGGCAAUAUAAUGUAUGUUAAAAAUAUUCAUUAUAUUAGAUUUACUGAGAGUUAGGUUUUCAGCCUAGAUCACUUCAGCUGUCAGUAGACUGUUAGGUGGAAUUGGUUUAAAGUGGAGUUGUUUUACUGCACUGGAGCAGGUGUCAGAAACCCCUGACACAACUGGAAAUCCUGUCACUCUGCAUUUUGUUUCCAUCACAUUGAGCUGAAUUCAGAAAGAGCAGCAGGAGGAAAGUGGGGUACCAGAAGCAUGGAAGUAAGUUCAGUUUUUCCUUUAGAUUAAAAAGUGUGAUAUAUUUUUGAUCAACUCAGUGCAAUGCAUUUCUUGGAGUCAGAUGAAAUGGUUUAUUCUCCUUUUUCUUUGUGCCUGCACCUUGCAAAAACACACCUCACUGUUGUAUGCCCCUUGAUGCAAGUUUUGUACUCUGACUUAGAACAUAAAACGCUCCAGGCCUUUACAGGCCCUUCAACCAUGAUUUUGUACCAACACUUUAAUCUACUCUACGAUCAAUCUAACCCUUCCUUCCUACGUACCCCUCCUUUUUCUAUUGUCCAAGAGUUCCUUAAGUUCCCCUAAUGUACCUGCCUAUACCAGCACCCCUGGGCAGGGUGUUCCACGCACUCUGUGUUUUUAAAAAAAAAGAGAAAAACAACUUGCCCCACUUACACUGUACUCCAAUCACCUUAAAAUUAUAAAUGUGAAGAAGUCUGCAGAUGCUGGAAACACAAAGCAACACUCACACAAUGCUGGAGGAACUCAGCAGGUCAGGCAGCAUCUGUGGAAAUCAAUAAGCAGUGACAUUUCAGGCUGAGACCCUUCUUCUGGAUUGGAAAGGAAGUGGGGAAGACACCAGAAUGAAAACGUGGGGUGAGAGAAAAGAAGUGAGCUGGAAUGGGAGAAGGCAGGAAAAGGGUACUGAUUGUGGAUGAUCAGCCAUGAUCACAGUGAAUGGUGGUGCUGGCUCGAAGGGCUGAAUGGCCUACUCCUGCACCUAUUGUCUAUUGAAUGUCACAAACAAGAGAAAUCUGCAGAUGCUGGAAAUCCGAGCAACACACACAAAAUGCUGGAGGAACUCAGCAGGCCAGGCAGCAUCUAUGGAAAUAUAGCCCCCUCGGCCAGCCUCAGGGUCGCUCGGCUCGCUGUCAUCUAGGGAAAUAGCCCUCGGCCCCGCCAAACUGGGUAAUCAGUUUGUGUGGAUGCUGUGUGAUGUACCCCACCCCGCCCAAAUAACAGACAAUACACCAGAUACGAUUAAAUAAUUUACUGGAACUAUAUAAUUAAUAGAGAAUAAAAUAUAAAAGGAAAAUAAAAGGCACCACACUUAUCAAAGUUCAGUCUCUUCGUGCACAAAUAGUUGGAGCUCAGGACCCUUCUUCUUCACCCUGCGACCCCUUGGACCACCUCGACCGGCCGCCUGGGACCAACAAUGGUGGUCGACCAGAUGCUCUACACGAGACUGUCUCCUCUCCUCACCAAAUGCCCCGCUUGGGGUCCGACCCUGUUAGCGGACUCACAGCACCUGGACCAUCCUCUGUCUCUCUCUCCCGCCUUCUCCCCCCAAAACCCCGCGCAUACAAUAUCUUACAGACACAACAAGAACAUAACAACUAUCCCAAUUGGUUCAUAACAUCUUCUUAUCAGUAACGUGAUCCAAACAAACUACUAGCGGGAGGACUUUCUCAGCAGUUAACAUAACAAAGAAGCCCUUUCAAUUAUAACAUAACAAAGAAGCCAUUUUAAUUAGACUACGCAGUGACAUAAAAAAAAAGAAACCCCUUACAGAAAAAAGCCCUGCCAAAGGGUUUUGGCCCAAAACGUCAACUGCUUUUUUUCAUGCAUGCUGAGUUUCUCCAGCAUUUUGUGUGUGUAGCUGAAAGGUGAUGGGUGAGGUCAGGUGGUGGGAAAGGACAAGGGCUGGUGAAGAAAGAAUCUGAUAGGAGAGGAAAGUGGACCAUAUAGGUAGAUGAGAAGAGGUGAAAAGUCAGAGCGGGGAAUAGAGGAAGAGGCGAGGGGGGGUUUUACCGGAAGGAGAAAUUGAUGUUUAUGUCAUAAGAUUGGAGGCUACCCUGCUGGAAUAUAAAAUGAUGCACCCCGGUAUUAAUCAUUUUUGCUCUGGAAGGAAGUCUCUAGAUAUCCACUUGAUCUAUGCCUCUUAUCUUGUACACCUCUACCAAGUCAGCUCUCAUCUCCUUCGCUCCCUCCCAAGAGGGAUCUCAAUCGCCUUAGCUGUUGCUUCAGUUUUCUUUGCUCCAACAAGAGUGAAAUAUUUACAGACAAUUGUCUUCAUAAUUUUGGAGCUACAAGCUUCAUGUCAUGAAUUGCUAAGUUGUUACUCGAUCCAAAAGCAUUAAAUAUUCUGUAUGUUGUUUUAUCUGUGGCUAUAAUUCCCAGUCAGAUCAGCUUCCAGCUUAGAAUUGAAGUCUGUUUUUUUUCACUAAUCCAGACCAUUGAGGUUUUAAAUGUUGUUGUGAAUUGGUUUUAAUUUUCAGUGUUCUGAAAGUAUUUCUUUGGGGUGAAUUAGUGUUCAUUUUACUGGAUAGAUGGGCUGGUUAGUGUAUGAUCAGCUGUUUCCAGUAUUAAUAUAUACAGAACCCAAAUAAAAUCAUACAGCUACUUUAAUGCUGAUUGUCCUGAUGUAGAGACUCAGCCCGAAACAUCUAGCUAUUUAUUCCCUUCCAUCAAUGCUGCCUGAGCUGCUGGGCUCCUCCAGAAUUUUAUGUGUGUUGCUCAUGAUUUCCAGCAUCGAGAGAUGUUGAGACCCUGGUUAAGGAAAAGGAGGAGGUACAUAGCAGUUAUAGACAGGUCGGAGCAAAUGAGGUACUUGAGUACAAGAAAUGCAAGAGAAGACUGAAAUAAAUCAGAAGGGCUAAAAGAAGGCAUGAGAUUGUUCUAGAAGACAACGUGAAGGAGAAUCCUAAUCCUUCAACUGAUAGGUUGAGAGCAAAAGGACAGCAAGGGACAAAAUUGGUCCUCCGGAAGAUCAAGGGAGUAAACUAUACUUGCAGCUGAUAAAGAUGGGGGAGAUCUUUGCAUCUGUAUUAACUCGAGAGAUGGACAGAGUCUAAAGAAGUGAGGCAAAGCAGCAAAGAGGUCAUGGACCCUACACAGAUUACAGAGGAGGAGAUGGUUGCUGUCUUGAGGCAAAUUAGGGUGGGUAAAUCCCCAGAGCCUGCCAAGGUGUUCCCUUGGGCCCUGUGGGAGGCUGGUGCAGAAAUUGCAGGGGCCCUAGCAGAGAUAUUUACAACAGCCUUAGCCCUGGGUGAGGUGCCAGAGGAUUGGAGGAUAGCUAAUGUUGUUCUGUUGUUUGAAAAAGCCAGGAAAUUUUAGGCUGGUGAACCUGACAUCAGUAGUGGGAAAGUUAUUGGAAGGUAUUCUAAGGGACUGGAUAUAUAAGUAUUUGGACAGACAAGGACAGGCAGCAUGGCUUUGUACAAGCUGGGUCGUGUCUAACCAAUCUUAAAUAAUUCUUCAAGGAAGUUACCAGGAAAGUUGAUGAAGGUUAGGCUAUGAAUAUUGUCUACAAGGCUUUGACAGAGUCCUGCAUGGGAGGUUGGUCAAGAAGGUUUGGCUGCUUGGCAUUUAAGAUGAGAUAGUAAAUUGAUUUAGAUAUUGGCUUCACAGGAGAAGCCACAGAAUGAUAACAGAUGGUUGCCUCUCUGACUGGAGGCCUGUGACUAAUGGUGUGCUGCAGGGAUCAGUGCUGUGUCCAUUGUUGUUUGUCAUCUACAUCAAUGAUCUGGAUGAUAAUGUGGUAAAUUGGAUCAGCAAAUUUGUCGAUGACACCAAGAUUAGGAGUGUAGUGGACAGUGAGGAAGACAAUCUGAGCUUGCAGUGGGAUCUGGACCAGCUGGAAAAAUGGGCUGAUAAAUGACAGGUGAAAUUUAAUGCAGUCAAGUGUAAGGUGUUGCACUUUGUGAGGGCCAGCCAGUGACAUGAUAAGUGUCAUGAUCCAUAACUCCUUGAAAGUGUCAUCAUAGGUAGAUAAGGUCAUAAAGAAAGUCACAUUGUCUUUCAUAAAUUAAUGUAUUGAGUACAGGAGUUGGGUUGUUGUGUUGAAAUUGUACAAGACUUGGUGAGGCCUAAUUUGGAGUAUUGUGUCCAGUUUUGGUUACUUGCCUACAAGAAAGAUGCAAGUAAGAUUGAAAGAGUGCAGAAACAAUUUACAAGGAUGUUGCCAAGAAUUGAGGACCUAAGCUUUUGGGAAAGGUUAAAAAAGUUAGGACUUUAUUCCCUAGAGCAUAGAAGAUUGAGGGGAGAUUUGAUAGAGGUAUACAAAAUUGAGAGGUAUAGAUAAGGUAAAUAAAUGUAAGCAGUCUUUUUCCACUGAGGUGGGUGCAACUACAACUCGAGGUGAUGGGUUAAGUGUGAAAGGUGAAAUGUUUAACUUUCACUCAGGGUGGUGAGUGUGUGGAAUGAGUUGCCAGAAGAAGUGGUGGAUGUGGGUUUGAUUUCAACAUUUGAAAUUUGGAUAGGUACAUGGAUGGGAGGGUUAUGGAGGGCUAUGGUCCUGGUGCAGGUUGAUGGGACCAGUUAGAUUAAUGGUUCAGCAUGGACUGGUACUGAAGGGCCUGUUUCUGUAUUGUAGUGUUCUAUGACUCUGACUCUGUCUGUAGAAUCUCUUAUGUUUAUGAUUAGCUGCUUUAAUUCCAUAAUUUGCAUCUAUUAUUUGGUGGUCUUAUAAAUUUAGUGUGCAAAAUCCAAGAACCAACUUGGUGCAAAUCGAACGUUAACUGAGCUUAACUUGAAUGUGAUAACUUUUCAUAAACAAUAGGGACGUAUUGUUUUGGAUGUUGAUGUCACAUAAUUGUCAGUGAGGUGAACCCCAUCAUCCAGACUCUGGCUGCUUUUGGAUACAGCACUGAACUGGCACAGGCUCUUUAUUUCCUAAGUGAGAUUUUCAAGCAUCUUUGAGCCUUCUCGUAGCCAUCUCACCAUUGUCACUGACAUACUUCACAAUCUUUUCUCAACCAAUUAAGUGACAAUCCACAAUACGUUGUUGUGGUACAUUAUGUUUAUCAACCAUACUAAAGAUAUGAAGAGAGGUAUUAUUUUAACCAAAGCAUUCUAAUUAUUUGGUUAAUAUUAAGAGUCAUGGUUCAUGAAUAAUGAACCAAAAAGCAGUUGCUUUUCCCAAGCAGUAUGGCUGAACCCAUUAACCCACUCCUCCACACCCUACCAUUCCUGUCAGUUAUCUUAUGUACAGACACACCUUUGCCUAGUGUCACUUUAUGGACACACAAUCAAUCUGUGUAUUUAUGCUAUCUUACAUAUUUAUAAUUACUGUUGUGUUAUCAAUGUUUUUGUGCUAUCGAUCCAGAGUAACAAUUAUUUUGUUCUCCUUUUCUUUUGCACCAGAAAUGACAUUAAAACAAUCUUGAGUUUUAAAUCUUUGUGCCUUGCUCUCUGCCCUGAAGGGUGCCGUAAGCAAUUUUAUUUACCUCAUUUCAGCAAACAUCUUUUCGUCAUCAUUCGCUGCUGUAGAUUUAAUGAUCUGAACUACUAAUUGUUAACCACAUUCAAAAGAAGACCGUGGUUGAUUGGAAUGGUCCGAACAAGGAAGUGAGUGAUAGCAAACCUAGUUAAAUGUGAAGUGGCCAAAACCUGCAACUUAGUUGAUCUCUAGUGAUCUGCUCAGUUUAGUUACGAUUUUUAUCCAUUAGCUUGUGACUGGAUGAUGGUGAUUUGGUUGCAUCCAACUGUCUAGAGAAAAUUGGAUCUUUGAUAAGCACCCUGUUAUCAGAGGGGGCUCGUUUCUCAUUUGCAUUUAGAUGAGUAUUGAUUAUUUAUUUACUCAACUGGAGUGGGAUUCUUUUCCAAUUUUAACUGAAUUGUCUGUGUUGUCAGUUGAAAGAGAGAUAAAGCUCCUGACACCACCAUGAGAUAAGAACACUUUGUAGUGAAGAUAAAAGUUCGAAGGGACCUUUUUCUGUUGUUGACUGAAAGUGAAAGUUUAAAAAUUAGAAUUGAUGGGUCGUGUUUCCAAAACGUUUUCAGUAUUUUUUUUCCAAUUUAGCCAGGUUUGUUAGGAAAGUAACCUGUCUUUUCACCACGCUGGCCUCAUCUGAACUGUGCAUUCAAACAAAAGGCAAGGCUCCUUUGUUUCAAAAAGCAGUUGAAAGACAAGAUCUUAUCCCACAGUAAAAUAAUGGGAAUGUUGAAUAUGUUACUGGUAUUGAAGGAGAUGUUGUUUGGUGCAGCUUUGCAUUUAACACAAGUUAAAUACCUCCUGUAGUUGCGCAUUACUGUAGCAGUUCUUUGUUUUGGUUAAUUUAGAGAUGAGUAUAAUGUAAAGGGCAGCCAUAGCUUCCGCCUGUGUGUCUGCAAACACCUGCACUGUUGGUUGUGUGAUACAGCAUGUUUAUGCAUACACAGGGCUUUCUACAAUUGCAAUAAUGUGCCUGCUGUCUCAUAUGGUAAAACCCCCAGUUGACAUGUAAUAUCCUAAAGUGUCUUACAGAUUAUGAUCUGUCACUUUGCAGAAUUUAUAUUGAUUUACAAAGACAGCUUGUGUUACUGUAGCCAUCAAAGAUUAGUGCAGCAUUUUUACACUAUACAAUCAGAAGAGCUGAUAAUAUUUGGACAAUUUAUUGAAUUGUAAUAAUUAAACAAUGUGAUUCAGAGUAAUUAAUAUUGUAAGAUUUAACGUUUCAAAA